CGCGGUUUGCGCCCGCUUGCCAGCCUAGAGGGCGGCGGGGAGCAUAUAACGGGCGGCGCGGCGGGAGAAGACGCAGAGCGCCGCUAGGCUGCCCGGUGCCCGCAGCCUCCGCCGUCUCCGCCGCUCCGCGCCGCCGAGGUCUCCUGCAUGAGCGCGCGGUAGACUCGGCCAGCGCCGCGCUCCCGCCGCCCCGCAGCCUCUGCCCCGCCGGCCCCGCCAGGCCCGCGGGAGCCAUGGUCCUCCUCGGGACGUCCCGCUCGCUGGUUCUGCUGACGCUGCUCGUCGCCGCGGUCCUCCGGUGUCAGGGCCAGGAUGCCCGGAAACCAGGACCAAAGGGACAGAAGGGAGAACCUGGAGACAUCAAGGAUAUUGUAGGACCCAAAGGACCUCCUGGACCUCAGGGACCUGCAGGCGAACAGGGACCCAAAGGUGAUCGUGGUGACAAAGGUGAAAAAGGCCCCCCUGGACCUCGUGGCAGAGAUGGAGAGCCUGGGACCCCUGGAAAUCCUGGCCUCCCUGGUCCUCCCGGCCUCCCCGGCCCCCCCGGCCCCCCUGGCCUUGGUGGAAACUUCGCUGCCCAGAUGGCUGGAGGAUUUGAUGACAAGGCUGGUGGCGCCCAGAUGGGGGUCAUGCAAGGACCGAUGGGCCCCAUGGGACCCCGAGGACCUCCAGGCCCCGCUGGUGCCCCUGGCCCUCAAGGAUUUCAAGGCAACCCUGGAGAACCUGGAGAGCCUGGCGUUUCUGGUCCCAUGGGUCCCCGUGGUCCUCCUGGCCCCCCUGGAAAACCUGGUGAUGAUGGUGAAGCUGGAAAGCCUGGAAAGUCUGGCGAAAGAGGCCUACCAGGCCCUCAGGGUGCUCGUGGCUUCCCAGGAACCCCAGGCCUUCCUGGUGUCAAAGGUCACAGAGGUUACCCUGGCCUAGAUGGUGCUAAGGGAGAAGCUGGUGCCCCGGGCGUGAAGGGUGAGAGUGGCUCCCCUGGGGAGAACGGCUCUCCAGGCCCAAUGGGACCCCGUGGCCUGCCUGGCGAGAGAGGACGGACUGGCCCUGCUGGUGCUGCGGGCGCCCGAGGCAACGAUGGCCAGCCAGGCCCCGCUGGGCCUCCCGGUCCUGUUGGCCCAGCCGGUGGUCCUGGCUUCCCUGGCGCUCCUGGAGCCAAGGGUGAGGCCGGCCCCACUGGAGCCCGUGGCCCUGAAGGCGCUCAAGGUCCCCGAGGCGAACCUGGCAACCCCGGGUCCCCUGGGCCGGCUGGUGCUUCCGGAAACCCCGGAACUGACGGCAUUCCUGGAGCCAAAGGAUCUGCUGGUGCUCCUGGAAUUGCUGGUGCCCCCGGAUUUCCUGGGCCCCGUGGCCCCCCAGGUCCUCAAGGUGCAACAGGUCCUCUAGGUCCAAAAGGUCAGACGGGCGAGCCUGGUAUCGCUGGCUUCAAAGGCGAGCAAGGCCCAAAGGGAGAAACUGGCCCUGCUGGCCCCCAGGGAGCUCCUGGUCCAGCUGGUGAAGAAGGCAAGAGAGGUGCUCGUGGUGAGCCUGGCGGUGCUGGGCCCAUCGGCCCUCCAGGAGAAAGAGGUGCUCCUGGAAACCGAGGUUUCCCAGGUCAGGAUGGUCUGGCGGGUCCCAAGGGAGCCCCUGGAGAGCGAGGGCCCAGCGGCUUGGCUGGCCCCAAGGGAGCCAAUGGUGACCCUGGCCGCCCCGGAGAACCUGGCCUUCCCGGAGCCCGGGGUCUCACUGGUCGCCCUGGUGAUGCUGGGCCUCAGGGCAAAGUUGGUCCAUCCGGAGCUCCCGGUGAAGAUGGGCGUCCUGGACCUCCAGGUCCUCAGGGGGCUCGGGGGCAGCCUGGUGUCAUGGGCUUCCCUGGCCCUAAGGGUGCCAAUGGUGAGCCUGGCAAAGCUGGCGAGAAGGGCCUGGCUGGUGCUCCUGGUCUACGAGGUCUUCCUGGCAAAGAUGGUGAGACAGGAGCUGCAGGCCCCCCCGGCCCCGCUGGACCUGCGGGCGAGCGAGGCGAGCAGGGUGCUCCUGGGCCUUCCGGGUUCCAGGGACUUCCUGGCCCUCCUGGCACCCCCGGUGAAGGUGGAAAACCAGGUGACCAGGGUGUUCCUGGAGAAGCUGGAGCCCCCGGCCUUGUGGGCCCGAGGGGCGAACGGGGCUUCCCGGGUGAGCGUGGGUCUCCUGGUGCCCAAGGCCUACAGGGCGCCCGUGGCCUCCCUGGCACUCCCGGCACGGAUGGCCCCAAAGGUGCAUCUGGCCCAGCUGGCCCUCCUGGGGCCCAGGGCCCUCCGGGUCUGCAGGGAAUGCCUGGAGAGAGAGGAGCUGCAGGCAUCGCGGGCCCCAAGGGAGACAGGGGUGACGUUGGUGAGAAAGGCCCUGAGGGAGCCCCUGGAAAGGAUGGAGGACGAGGUCUCACGGGUCCCAUUGGCCCUCCUGGACCAGCAGGGGCCAACGGCGAGAAGGGAGAAGUCGGCCCUCCUGGUCCCGCGGGAAGUGCUGGUGCGCGUGGUGCCCCGGGUGAACGCGGGGAGACUGGGCCUCCCGGACCUGCUGGAUUUGCUGGACCUCCUGGUGCUGACGGGCAGCCUGGUGCCAAGGGAGAGCAAGGAGAGGCCGGGCAGAAAGGGGAUGCCGGUUCUCCAGGUGCUCAGGGCCCCUCUGGAGCUCCUGGUCCUCAGGGUCCCACUGGAGUGACAGGGCCGAAAGGAGCUCGUGGCGCGCAAGGCCCCCCGGGAGCCACCGGAUUCCCUGGAGCUGCUGGCCGCGUUGGACCCCCAGGCUCCAAUGGCAACCCCGGACCCCCUGGGCCUCCUGGGCCUUCUGGAAAGGAUGGGCCUAAAGGUGCUCGAGGAGACAGUGGCCCUCCCGGCCGAGCUGGUGACCCUGGCCUCCAAGGUCCCGCAGGACCCCCUGGCGAGAAGGGAGAGCCGGGAGACGAUGGUCCCUCUGGUGCCGAUGGUCCCCCAGGUCCCCAGGGUCUGGCUGGACAGAGGGGCAUUGUCGGUCUGCCAGGACAGCGUGGUGAGAGAGGAUUCCCUGGCCUGCCCGGCCCAUCGGGCGAGCCUGGCAAGCAGGGUGCCCCUGGUGCAUCUGGAGACCGAGGUCCCCCUGGUCCCGUGGGGCCUCCAGGUCUAACUGGUCCUGCCGGUGAACCUGGGCGAGAGGGAAGCCCUGGUGCUGAUGGUCCCCCAGGCAGAGACGGCGCAGCUGGAGUCAAAGGUGAUCGCGGUGAGACCGGUGCUGUGGGUGCUCCCGGGGCCCCUGGGCCUCCUGGAUCUCCUGGCCCCUCAGGCCCAACUGGCAAGCAAGGAGACAGAGGAGAGGCUGGUGCACAAGGCCCCAUGGGACCCGCAGGACCUGCAGGAGCCCGUGGAAUCCCUGGCCCUCAAGGCCCCCGAGGGGACAAAGGAGAAUCUGGAGAGCCCGGAGAGAGAGGCGUGAAGGGACAUCGUGGCUUCACCGGCCUGCAGGGCCUGCCCGGCCCUCCUGGCCCCUCUGGAGACCAAGGUGCUGCUGGUCCUGCCGGCCCCUCUGGGCCUCGGGGUCCCCCCGGCCCUGUUGGUCCCUCAGGCAAAGAUGGUGCUAACGGAAUCCCUGGCCCCAUUGGGCCUCCUGGUCCCCGUGGACGCUCAGGUGAAACCGGUCCUGCUGGUCCUCCUGGAAAUCCUGGACCUCCCGGCCCUCCAGGUCCCCCUGGCCCUGGCAUUGACAUGUCUGCCUUUGCUGGCCUAGGCCAGAGGGAAAAGGGCCCCGACCCCCUGCAGUACAUGCGGGCCGACGAGGCAGCCAGCACCCUGCGACAACAUGAUGUGGAGGUAGAUGCCACACUCAAGUCCCUGAACAACCAGAUCGAGAGCCUGCGCAGCCCCGAGGGCUCCCGCAAGAACCCUGCACGUACCUGCCGCGACCUGAAGCUCUGUCACCCUGAGUGGAAGAGCGGAGACUACUGGAUCGACCCCAACCAGGGCUGCACACUGGAUGCCAUGAAGGUCUUCUGCAAUAUGGAGACGGGUGAGACCUGCGUGUACCCCAACCCCGCCAGUGUGCCCAAGAAGAACUGGUGGAGCAGCAAGACUAAGGAGAAGAGGCACAUCUGGUUUGGGGAAACCAUCAACGGGGGCUUCCACUUCAGCUACGGAGAUGACAGCUUGGCUCCCAACACGGCCAAUGUCCAGAUGACCUUCCUCCGCCUGCUGUCCACUGAGGGCUCCCAGAACAUCACCUACCACUGCAAGAACAGCAUCGCCUACUUGGACGAAGCAGCUGGCAACCUCAAGAAGGCCCUGCUCCUCCAGGGCUCCAAUGACGUGGAGAUCCGGGCCGAAGGCAACAGCAGGUUCACGUACACUGCUCUGAAGGAUGGCUGCACGAAACACACUGGUAAGUGGGGCAAGACUGUCAUCGAGUACCGGUCCCAGAAGACCUCACGCCUGCCUGUCAUUGACAUUGCUCCUAUGGACAUAGGCGGGCCCGGGCAGGAAUUCGGCGUGGAAUUAGGGCCUGUCUGCUUCUUGUAAAAGCCCACCCAGAGCCGACACAACCCAUUACAAACCCAAAGGACCCAAGUACUUUCCAAUCCCAGUCACUCUAGGACUCCGCACUGAACGGCUGAGCGGACCUGAGGUCAUGCGUCCACCCAUUCCUGGGUGGGACUGCGCUCUCCUCUCUUUCUAAGAGACCUCAACUGGGCAGACUGCAAAAUAAAAUCUCGGUGUUCUAUUUAUUUAUUGCCUUCCUGUAAGACCUUUGGGUCGAGACAGAGCAGGAAAGUAACUGGAGUGAGUCAAACGCCCCCAAGUGGCUGCCCCAGCCCAGGCAAGAAGACCCUGCAGGGGCUGGGUGCAGGAACUCUGUGUCCUACACAAUGGUGCUAUUCUGUGUCAAAUGCCUCUGUAUUUUGUAAAACAUCAAUUGAUAUUAAAAAAAAUUAUUGGAAAGU
Molecule: messenger RNA, 4921 nt
Organism: Octodon degus (degu)
Lineage: Eukaryota; Metazoa; Chordata; Mammalia; Rodentia; Octodontidae
Gene: Col2a1
Product: collagen type II alpha 1 chain
Exons: 53
Coding region: 234-4499 (1421 amino acids)
Cellular component (GO): collagen type II trimer
Molecular function (GO): protein binding; extracellular matrix structural constituent
Source: RefSeq, a predicted model, not a curated record